Molecule: messenger RNA, 766 nt
Organism: Saprolegnia parasitica CBS 223.65
Lineage: Eukaryota; Oomycota; Saprolegniomycetes; Saprolegniales; Saprolegniaceae
Exons: 5
Coding region: 1-750 (249 amino acids)
Cellular component (GO): membrane
Source: RefSeq, a predicted model, not a curated record
AUGGCCUUCUCGGUCGUCGCCAAGCGCUUCCUCAACGUCUGGAACUUCCUCGUGCUCACCGACACGCGCGCCGUCCCGUCGCUCGGCUACGUGGCGUCGGCCAUCUGCGCCGGCCUCCUCGUCUUGCUCUCGGGCCUCGGGCUCUACGGCCUGCGCCAGCACCGCCACUGCGUCACGACCGGACAGCGCAACGUUGCGCUGGGCAGUUAUGUGCUGCUCGGCUUUGGCGCAGGCGUCGUCUUGACGCUGGCCGGGACCAUUGGCCUCACGCUCAACAGCGCGAUCCGCGAUGCCCGCGCCAACGACUUUGCCGAUGCGCGCGUUGCGUACUUGGAAACAGCCAUGAUCGAGAACCUGCACACGUAUGCGUCCAUGUCGCCCACCGGGUGGCAAGAGAUGCAGAACGCGUGGUUCUGCUGCGGCUACUACAACGUGUCAGCGAUUGAUGUGCACAUUGGCCUCGACGAAGCGGCCCACGCGCGCAGCCUCAACCGCAUUGCCGGCAUCUACUGCGGCACGACCAACUGCACGGCGAACGCGUCUCCGUGCCCGCAGCGCAACCAAGUGUGGUGCAGAGACGUCUUUCUCCAGAACGCAGCGACCAACAACGUCUACAUUGGCUGGACAUCGCUGGCCGCCGGCGUGGCCCAGCUCUUUGGCUUCGUCCUCGGCGUGCACAUCCUCAUGUGCGAUGUCCGAAUGCUCCAGCAACGGUCUUCGCGCAUGCUCGCGGCGUUCAUCAAGGCGUAGUCCGCUUGCAUGUAAU